This is a messenger RNA of Octopus sinensis (East Asian common octopus), 3225 nucleotides long. RefSeq names its product mRNA-decapping enzyme 1B-like. The record is from RefSeq and is a predicted model, not a curated record. Gene Ontology annotation, molecular function: enzyme activator activity; mRNA binding. Bases 475 to 2295 code for a protein of 606 amino acids. Gene Ontology annotation, cellular component: P-body. Lineage: Eukaryota; Metazoa; Mollusca; Cephalopoda; Octopoda; Octopodidae. Gene Ontology annotation, biological process: deadenylation-independent decapping of nuclear-transcribed mRNA; positive regulation of catalytic activity; deadenylation-dependent decapping of nuclear-transcribed mRNA. The transcript has 2 exons.
UUUAUAGGAAACCUGAGUGCAAUUUACUCUACGUAUUAGAAAUAGCGGUCUAAUUACUCUCAAAUCAUGCCCUACUGUCUUGAAAAGGAAGGACAAACUGGACAACGAAGUUGCAUAUAUACAAAAUAAUUGGAUGGUCACAAUUGGAACGUUUGUUCAUAUAUGUCCACUGGAUCGGGGCUGUCCAUCAUUUGUUUUGGCUUAGCAGCAUAAUUACUACAAAAUUACACCCUAGCACCCGAGUAGGCUAGAAAAAUGUUGGGACUGUGAUAUGGCCAAACAACAGCUGUUUUUACGUUUGCAUUUCACUAGCUAAAUGUCUUUUAUGAUUUUUGGUGCAAACCACGAAUUAUAAAUUUAACUUUGUUUUGGUAAACAUCGAAUAACUGGUCAUCUUGAUGAAAUGUCUCUCUAUAACCAUAUUUGUCUAUAGUCUUGUUAUUUCAAUACAAACAUCCUUAUAAAAGUGAUUCAAUGUCUAAUCCAGCUCUGGGGAAUACAACUAAUGGUGCUUCAGCUAGUGGAAGCGGUGCUGCAUCUUUAACCAAUCCUUUGGCAUUUCUCCCUGUGGCUGCUGAAGGGCGCAUGAAUCUUGCUGCUCUUCAACAGAAAGAUCCUUACAUCACUGCCAUAGUUGAUACAGCAAAGCAAGUAGCACUAUAUUUAUUUAGUGCAAAGGAAAACGAAUGGGAAAGAACUGCUAUAGAAGGAACUUUAUUUGUUUACAGACGAUCUGCCUCUCCUGAUAAUGGAUUUAUGAUCUUAAAUCGACUUGGCCCCAAUAAUCUAAUUGAACCGAUAACAAAAGACUUAGAAUUUCAACUUCAUGAUCCAUUUUUGCUUUAUCGAACUGCAAAAGCUAUCUGUGGAAUUUGGUUCUAUGAUAAAGAUGAAUGUGCUCGUGUGGGUCAGCUUAUGAAUAGUCUUGUCCAAUUAGCCAUUACAAACCAUCAUGCUAAAACCCAGAACUGUACUAGACAAAGGCGUGCCUCAGAAAGUGAUUCCUUAGACGAUCGUUCAUCUGAUGUAAAGAAGGAACCAACAAUUGCUGUGCCUAUUGUGACAACUGCUACUCCACAAAUUGUGACUACUUCUGCUGCAUCAAUGCCUGCCAAUAGACCUGUUGGUAUUUUACAGUUGCUUACUAAAGCUCAGCAUGAAUAUGACAAAUCUAAAGAUGUAAAGAAAAGACCUGAGCCAGUAACUCUAACUGAUAACCCUGGCAAAGCAGCUGCAAGCUCCACUUCGUUGAUUCGACCCACUCCUCUGUGUAUUGGGAACUCGUCUCAAAAUUCCGACAAUGAAAUUGAUGCUUACAGUAGUGUGACUCUGCCUGGAAGAGAAAUUUCCUCUCAAAUUUGCCUUGAAAGACUCUUUUCCAGUAACGAUGUUGGGAAAAAUACUUCCAAAGUAGCUAACCAAAGUCCAUUGUCAAAUAUUUCUAACAGGGAUAAUGAAAUCCCUUCUAACCAAAUGCCUUCUAUAAUGAAGCAGCUGGGGUCCACUGUUUCUCUGGUAGAAGACAUUGAACGUCAACAACGAGGUGAAGCUGUACCAUCAAGGACUCAUGCUUUGUCGUCUCCAACGGCUGCUCAAGAUGUAAUAAGUGGUGUUGACAUGCUGAGAAAUAUCUACCAAAACAGUUCCAAUCUUACAACAUCUACAAUUUUGAACCAGAAUGCAAGCUUCCAGCAAUUACAAUCUGCUGUUACUUCUUCAGCUCUUACUAACUCACAUUCAUCAGAUCAAGGAUUUGCCUUGUCUCAAUCUCCAAAAGAAGCUAUUUCAAACUUUGGCCACAUGAAUGCAAAUAACCCACAACAGAUGCCUCUUCCGGAGGCUACACACACACUUUUGUCUCCCAUUGGGAAAAAUGCACCAGGCAAUACUGCACUCAAUGACUCAAUGGCCAACUUGCUUGUAGCUAGGUUAGAUCACUCAGCUAACUCAGGAUUGAUCCCUAACCCUUCCUCUGCUGCAACUAAAACUGGAUCACAGAGUCUUUUGACUCCUGCUGAUCUUGAAACUAUUCCAUCAGGAACUGGUCCAACUAACCUGGAUAUUUUAUUGUCACCUAUGGCAUUUGUUUCACCCCAAGCAAAAUCAGCAACAACACUGACAAAUUCAUAUAAUUCUGGUGAUGUGGCUGAUGCUUCACAUACUUCACUUGUACCUUUGACCAAAGAGCAAUUACAACAAGCUUUAUUAUAUCUUUUAAAAAAUGAUGCAAAUUUCCUGGCUAAGAUCCAUGAAGCUUACCUCUCAACUUUGAACAAUGAGGCUUCUAACCUUUGAAAAUAUUUCUGUGAUAGCUUCUUUUCCAAUGAUCUAUUGUGUCUUUCACAAGCAUAUCACAUCAGCUUGGCUCCUCUUUAUUAUUUUUUUAAUAGAAAAACACUUACACUUCUUGGAUUCUAUUUUAUUUCCAUCCUUUGGCUUUUUUCAGAGUUUCAAAUUUCUCUUUAUAUGCAUAGAUGUUUGUGAGUGUCUUUGUUAAAUAUUAACAGGACAGUUGUAAUUACAAUGAAAAUUAUGAACUUCUUUUGAUGUAAAAAAAAUAGCAUGAAAAUGAUAAUUUUUGGAAAGAGUACAUUUAAUUGGUGCUCUUACAAUUAUGAAACCCACUUGUGAACUGAUAAUGAUUAUCUUACAUGUUUGUUUAUUGUCUCCACAAAGAAUUGUUGAUAGCCUGUGUAAUCUGCAAUUACGAUGAUAUAUAUAUAUUUGUUGGAAUUGUACUUGCUUGGCAAGUAAAUUGAUAUGAGAUAAGGUGAUGAAGUUGAAGCAGUUAUAUUACGGAGGGGUUGUGUUAACCAUUUUCAAGCACAAAAACUAUUUUCACAUAUUCACUUUUAUUUCUUAAUUAUCUCAUGUAAUUUUUUUUUGACCCUUUAUUGUAUAUAGAACUAUUAAGAAAUAGGCAAAUAUGAAUGUAAUAGUUUUUGUGGGGUUUUUUUUUUUAAAUGGUUAACAUAACUUGAAGAUGUGAAUGUGUAUGUGUGUCUGAGCAUGUAUGUGUCUGAGUGUGUGUGUGUGUGUGGCUAUGGGUCAGGGAAUAAUAAAAUAACUAAAAAACGGGUUGUUUCUACCAUAUUUUUAAACCAUGAAAUAUUAGAAUAGUGACUGAAUAUACUAUUGAUGUUACCUGAACGUAUGCCAUAUUUAGCCCCAAAUCUGGUGUUCAAAUUAAACAUGGUUUCUAUUUGGUGCCUAAUGAUGUCUUUA